This is a messenger RNA of Phytophthora sojae, 1053 nucleotides long. RefSeq lists its product as hypothetical. The record is from RefSeq and is a predicted model, not a curated record. NCBI's taxonomy places the organism in Eukaryota, Oomycota, Peronosporomycetes, Peronosporales, Peronosporaceae. The transcript is spliced from 4 exons. The coding region runs from base 1 to 1053 and encodes 350 amino acids.
AUGGAGGAGGCCAUGCACUUCCUGGACGAGCUCAAGGGCAAGUACCUGCACCAGGUGGAGCAGGCCAUCGAGGACUGGGACUACCAGGACUUCUCGCCGGACAAGCGCUGCGCGCUGCUCGAGAACGAGGAGGAGUACGACACGCGCGAUGGCCCAGACGAAAGCCAGGUCAUUAAGCCCAUCCCCAAGUCGGUUCGCAAGGCGUGGGUGGGCCUUACACCCGAUGCCGAGCUCGAAAAUUUUGACUGUGCUCAAGCCGCAGUGAAGCUGUGCGGAUACGAGUCCAAGCUCGUGGCUGUGUGCACGCCACCCGGAGGUAUCCAGGGCAUCCCCGACGCUGAAAGUGUGCGGCGGCUACUUGCACAGAUUCCUCGGCUGGACGCGGCAAAUGUGAGUGCGGCUUUUGCCGCGCGACUGCAGGACGACGACGCACAGCACUCGUGGCAAGUGCGCGCCAAGGCGAUCGUCUUGAUGCAGAUGCUGGCUGAGAUCAAACCGUUUGCGGCGCGAUACAUUCCGGCCUUCCUCGCCGACCAAGGCCUAUUGAAGCAGCUCGAAGCCCUUCGUACUGGCAAUUACAAGCCGGUGGUCCGUGAGGGCGCGCGCAAGCUGCUGUCGUUGAUCCGCUCGAAUGGCGCGAACCCAGCCUUUGUUCCCAAGGAAAGUCCGAUGACGAAGCCUCACCCGUCCAAGCUCACGAUGUCGCCGGGUAAACUGGCGGUGAACAAGGUGUUCAAGCCGGAGCCCAUCAUGUCCAAGGGCACCUCACUGCGUGUUCACAGCGCCAGACCGUCGUUGGUCAUGAGUCCGAAGGUCUCGCAGGCCGUCCAGGCUUCGUGGAGACGCCGCAACAGCGUGACGAAGUCCGAUCACGAAGACGAUGACAACCUCAUGCCCUACCAGAAGAUCCAGCAGACUGCGGCCGCUAGAAACUCGUGGAUUUAUGGUGGUGGUGCAGGGCAAAGUGGAGGAAUGACGCGACAAUCCUCGAUCACCACUUCGAGCUCGAGACUGGACAGCGGGCGACUCAGCGCGUUCUCCUUCGUCCAGUAG